GAAAUAUUUUUCUCAUAUCCGUGUAUUGGUGAUGUUACAGAAAAUGGAAAAUAAGCCGAAUUUCGAUUACCAUGAAGAAACUCAGGCUGAGAAAUUAACACGCAAGGCUGAGGAAUCUCCUUUUAUGAUAAUCGGGUUAAGCGGUCUUGCGGCGGCUGUCGGCUACGGAGCCUACGCAUACAAGAACCGUGGUCGGAUGAGCACCAGCGUAUACCUAAUGCAGUUCCGUGUGAUAGCGCAGGGAGCCGCCGUCGGAGCUCUAACACUCGGCAUAGCGUACAGCCUCUACCAGAAUCACUUCGGAAAGAAGGACAUAAUUCCACCCAAUGUCCUCUCUAAUAAAAACGAACACUGAUGAAAUACUUACCAAAGUUUGGGAACCGAUAAGCAAAUUGCACGAAUCCAUCAGAUGCGUGCGUGGAUCGGAUCUGCUAUUAGAUCUAAAGAUUAGUUUAAUUAAAAUGUGUCUAGUAAUUAUUUACUUAACUAUUUAAUAAAUUAAGGAAAUAAAAAGUUUUAAAGUGACAUAUCUUAAAAUCAAAAAAAGUGUAAUUACCAUAAAUAUUCAAUAUUACCUCCUCAAUCUGAGGUGGGUGAUGUGUUAUAGUCGCCAAUCGUUCUCCUUCAUUCAUACUUACUCUAUGCAUAACCUUAUAUACUGAAGUUUAUUAACUUUAUGACUAAAAGCAAAGCAUUGAUUUUACAGUGUCAAGUGCACAAACUAUAUAGUGAUGCUAGCGCAUUUAGCAAGUCAAGUUUGGUCAAGUGCAUUUAACUAAUGGUGUCUAACGCAUGCAUGAUGGACUUUAAUUUUAAGUAUUAAUCUUAAGAUAAUGAUCGACUGUUCUAUGUGAUAGAAGAAAUAUAGAAAUUGUUAUAAAAAACAUUAAUUUCUAACUUUUUUUUAUUUCCUAUCCACUUAUUAAUUCAUUAGGAAGGAUAUAACGUAUUUUGUUGGAUAUCGUUCUAUUUUAAAAAAGUAAUUGAAACUGUCAUACCCCAUGGUCGUACCCAACGAUAGGGUACCUAAACCCAUAGGAAAAAGUACAAGAAAUUCGGUAGUUUAUUAAUUUGUUUCAAGCACAUUUUAAAGUUCUGAAGUUCUGAUGCUCUUAUGAACCCAAAGAACAAAUUUCUGUUCUGUCUAUGGGUGCGGCCAGAGUGCACUCAGAUUCAGAUUCCGAAAACAAGCGCGA
Messenger RNA from Chilo suppressalis (striped riceborer), 1196 nucleotides. Lineage: Eukaryota; Metazoa; Arthropoda; Insecta; Lepidoptera; Crambidae. The record is from the annotation of a GenBank genome assembly.